CCGGCUAUCGUAUCAAGUUCAAGUCUGAAUACUUUAACUGGAUGAUAUAAUUCCAGCUUCCAGAUAUUUGUUCCAAUUGCUCAAUAUCUGGACCAAUUAGAGCCUCAAACGGUCCAUCAAAUUCCAGUUGAAAGAAACCGUUUCACACAGCCAAAUAACAGUCACUUCUCUAGUUGAAGCCUUAGUGUCGAAAAACUCUCAAUUCAUUAUUUACAACUUGCCAAAUAAUCUUUCAAAAAUUUGAUAAAAUUGUGGAAAUAAUAAAAAUAAUGGAAAUUUCCUAUUCUAAAAUUGUGGAUGAUGUGGAUGAGGAAGUGUCGCCGAAAGAGAACUUGGACGACUCGGUGUUUUUCUGCGACGAAGGAGAAAAUGAUGCUGUAAUGACAAAAGUGGAAACAUCGGUGGAACGCAGAGUGGACUCGCAGCUGUUGUCGCCCAACGCGAAACUGUUUUCCAUUUCAAAUUUGCUCUCUCGGCAAAGAACAGAAGUGUUUGAGGAAGGAGGGAUGAGCAGGCAACCCUUCUUUGAGCCCAUCUUCCAGCCAAGUCUGUCACUAGUUCCCGCCAAGAUUCCCUGCUUCGACCACCGCCUCAUCAGCGAAGAACAGAAUCUUCUGCUGAAACUCCAAAAUUUUCUGCCAUAUGCUGCCGCUGCUGCUCAACGAUUCGAGACUAACCAAACGACGCAGAAGCCGACUCAAAAUCCGAGUGUAAUUGACUUUUCACCUGCUCUGAAACGGAAAGUUCCAAACAACAGUGCCGUUAAGGCCGUAAAAGCAAUGGCGGCACCCAGCGUGGAAAAGGAAAAUGUUUUACAGCAGAAAGUGAGUCAAAAUCGCCCAAACAGUCUGAACGAAGUUGCACUCAAGCUGAAAAAGUCUUCUCAAAUGAGCUUUGACCUCAAUGAUGACUCGCCGAUGACGUCACAGAAGGUGCAGGGGGAAGGGGUGAAGAGGGAGGCUACGGGGUCGCCCGAAUGUGUCCUGGAGAGCAAAGAGUUGUGGGAGAAAUUCAGCGAGUUGGGCACUGAGAUGAUCAUCACAAAAACGGGCAGGCGCAUGUUCCCCACCAUCCGAGUGUCCUUCAGUGGGCUGGAGAGGAAGAAGAGGUAUGCGAUAGGACUGGACGUGGUCAGUGUGGACAACAAGAGGUACAGAUAUGCCUACCACAGGUCCUCCUGGCUAGUGGCCGGAAAGGCGGACCCCCCCGCACCCUACAGACUAUACACCCAUCCAGAUACUCCUGCUCUGGGUCAGGCACUGGAGUCUCAGAUCAUCUCCUUCGAGAAACUCAAACUCACCAACAACGACAUGGACGGCACAGGACAUAUUGUUCUGAACUCGAUGCACAAGUACCAGCCGCGAAUCCACCUGCUGGAGUUGAAGGAGGGCCAGAAGAUGCCACUGGGCAGUGUGGGCGAGGCUGACAGCUGUCACUCAUUUCACUUCCCGCCCACCAUCUUCACAGCUGUCACUGCAUACCAAAACCAGCUGAUUACCAAACUGAAGAUUGACUGCAAUCCAUUCGCUAAAGGGUUCCGAGACUCGUCCAGAUUGUCUGACUACGAAAGAGAUGCUGUCCAGUCGUUGUUCGAGCAGAAUAAAUCUUACGCAAUGCUGGACAUACCGACUCUUCAGAGCAUCAUUCCUGGUUUUUCUCUGCCAAGUCCGGCUGGGAAGUGUGGCAACUCAAAAUUGAGUCCACCAAUUUCAUCUGCUGCUUCACCCACCAAUCAAAUGUCUCAAAUCUUAGCCAAUGCGAACUCACCUCUAGCCGUCUCUCCGUCUAAUCAGAAACCAGCAAAUGGACUCGAAUUGCUAGUAGCUCAAGCAGCAAACUCCCAGAAAAACUACAUCCAUCAUUUGUACAAUCAGACGUCCAAAAACUGUUUAAUUAAUUUGACCCCGGCUGGAAACAAUAACAACCAGGGCGCUCAUGAGUCAUCACUGAAACUGCUCAAUUUGCUGUCACAAACUAAAUGCUAAUGGAAAUAGAGAAUAGAUUAGUUUGUAGAAUAUAUUCUGCUGCAAUUAUUUAGAAUGCAAAAUUAAAAAAUAUUUUCUUGA
Molecule: messenger RNA, 2066 nt
Organism: Symsagittifera roscoffensis
Lineage: Eukaryota; Metazoa; Xenacoelomorpha; Acoela; Convolutidae
Product: T-box transcription factor TBX18-like
Exons: 8
Coding region: 270-1985 (571 amino acids)
Biological process (GO): positive regulation of DNA-templated transcription; regulation of transcription by RNA polymerase II; heart development
Cellular component (GO): nucleus
Molecular function (GO): DNA-binding transcription factor activity, RNA polymerase II-specific; RNA polymerase II cis-regulatory region sequence-specific DNA binding
Source: RefSeq, a predicted model, not a curated record